AUGGGUCAUUUCAAUGGAGCAGAGGCGCCCAUCCACCCCAUUGUCCAUCUCAUUGUCGACUUCCUGUCCCUGAACAAGAAGAUCUCCAACCGUGGGGAGUGGUACAAGCACCUUCCCAUUGGUGACCCGAAGAAGCUGCGAGAUGUCCGAGCCGAACUAUACGAGAAGCUACGUGUCGCCACAGACGCUGCUGUCCAACCAGGGGCUAGCGACCUCCCACUCCAUGACGCCUCACUCGAGGCCACUUGUGUGGUCGACUAUCUCAAACGCGUCACAGACAACAAUGGCAACAAGAUGCCCCAUGACUUGAUAUAUUCCAACAUGAUCGUCGUUACCGCCGCUGGCUUCACCACCACCUCGACCUUGCUCUCCUGGUGUCUGUACUCACUCGUCACCUACGAAGGCUGCCAAGAGAGGCUCUUGCAGGAGCUGAUCGACUAUGGUGUCACCGCAGACACCACAUGGACCCCCGAUCUCGCGAGCUCGAUGCCCUUCCUGAGUAACUUCAUCAGGGAAGUUCAGCGGGUGCACAACCCUUCCUUCCAGCCUGGCCGCACCACGAAACAAGACGUGGUUCUCCCGGGAGGAUACUGGCUUCCCAAGGACAGCAUUGUCAUCCCGGCCCUCUACAGCAUCCACAUGAACCCCAAGGUCUGGAACAACCCGGAGAAGUUCGAUCCUGACCGCUGGGACACGGAAGAAGUCAAGAACCGCCACCGCUGCGCCUACGUUCCCUUCGCCACAGGUCCGCGUGGCUGCAUCGGUUUCAACUUUGCUCUGCAGGAGACCAGAGUCUUCUUGUCAAUGCUUGCCCACCGCUACGAAUUUGUCAGACAGGGCAACGAUGCCAUCUAG
Molecule: messenger RNA, 855 nt
Organism: Aspergillus pseudotamarii
Lineage: Eukaryota; Fungi; Ascomycota; Eurotiomycetes; Eurotiales; Aspergillaceae
Product: cytochrome P450
Exons: 1
Coding region: 1-855 (284 amino acids)
Molecular function (GO): oxidoreductase activity, acting on paired donors, with incorporation or reduction of molecular oxygen; heme binding; iron ion binding
Source: RefSeq, a predicted model, not a curated record